UUUGUUCUAUAAAAGCCGUAUUUUAAGCAAAUAUAGCUAUAACCAAUUGGAGCUUCAAGAUGAAUUGUGUUGCAAAAGUUGUUUUAUUCGCUUUAAUUGUUUUUUUGUCGUAUCAAAAAUGUAGCGGUUAUGGGGCCACGCCUACUAGAUAUGACCCCAAAUUAAAUCUCAGAACUGCAUCAGUGCAUGAAAUUUAUAAGAAUGCCAUGCUCACCGAAGACGAAUCAUACAGAACAAGAGCUGGAAAGGCUCUUACAAAUAAAUUAAAAGGCAAAACAAUUAAAUAUAUGUUCGGACCAAGGGAUGAAUUAGAUGAUGGGGGAAUUCCGAACACAUAUCAUGUAUCGACCGAGACAGUACUUUGCGAAGUUCUUGACUUAUUGGAUGUUAAACUUGACACCGUUGAAGUAAACUGGACAUCAUUCACAUGUCAGAGAGAUCUAGGCGAGGCAAUAGAAUUCUUUAAAUCACAUGGAGACCGUAUCAAUAACAUUAAUGGUCCAGAUGGAGAGAGCCUUUCAAAAAAAGCACCGUCACUUUGUAAAAUUUUAUAACACUUGGAUGGUAUUUUUUGAUGACAAAUUGUAUGAAAAAGUCCAUCGCUCGAAUGAAUCAUCAAUUUUUAAAUAGAAUGGAUUUAGCUUGUCGGAUUUUGCUAGGAUUUUGUUUCUCUCGGAGUGAGAAAUAUUUUGUGCAAAUCCAUAAUUGGGAAUUUUUGUGGGUUUUCACUCAAAAACUCAAAUUGUGGAUGCAGACUGAGUUUUUCGGUGAAAAUCAACAAAACUUUCAUACUAUUGGAUUGAACAAAAUAUUUCUCACUCCGAGUGAAACAAAAUCCGACACGCCUAGUAUGCAAAAUAAAAAUGAUUGUAUGUUUUUUGCAUGUAA
This is a messenger RNA of Contarinia nasturtii (swede midge), 888 nucleotides long. RefSeq lists its product as uncharacterized. The coding region runs from base 60 to 554 and encodes 164 amino acids. Lineage: Eukaryota; Metazoa; Arthropoda; Insecta; Diptera; Cecidomyiidae. The transcript is spliced from 4 exons. The record is from RefSeq and is a predicted model, not a curated record.